CACUGGAUGACACAGGGGUGGUGAAGAAGACAGCGACAUCUCUCUCAGCGUUCUUCAGCAAUGUCAGCUACCUGACAGGAAUGCAGAAUCGUUCUGGUUUUCUUCCUGCCUCUCUCUGUUGAUCCACGCUGCUCCUUUGACAGAUUGUCACCAUGAAUUCUCUGCUGAUCACUGCUCUUCUGCUCCCCCUGGCGAAUGGCUUCCAACCAGAAUGUGAGAUCCCAUGGGAGAGGGAGCGAUGCAUCCAAAAACUGAGCCAAGAAGAUCAAACCGCUUUCGACUGUCCAGGAAUGUGGGACAACAUAACCUGCUGGCCGAAUGCAGCUUUUGGUGAAGUCAUUUCCGUCGCUUGCCCAGGAUACUUCAGACUCAUUAACACCGAUAACGAUUUGGGGUUAGUCUACAGGAACUGCACAUACGAAGGCUGGUCGGAAACCUUUCCCCAUUACUAUGAGGCAUGCGGCCUUGACGAAAAUAUCACUGAGAUUGGAGACCAGCUCUUGCAGGGUCAGUAUUACGUGUCCGUCAAGGCUCUCUACACGGUGGGAUACAGCACCUCCCUGGUCUCCCUGGCCAUCGCUAUGAUCAUACUCUGCCGCUUCAGGAAGCUUCACUGCACCCGGAACUACAUCCACAUGAACCUCUUUGUCUCCUUCAUCCUACGAGCCAUUUCUGUCUUCAUCAAGGACGCCAUCCUGUACUCGGAGAGCGAGGGGAGCCACUGCUCCGUCUCCACGAUCCAGUGCAAGGCCAUGAUGGUCUUUUUCCAUUACUGCGUGAUGUCCAACUACUUCUGGCUGUUCAUCGAGGGACUCUACCUCUUCACCCUGCUGGUCGAGACCUUCUUCCCUGAGCGCCGAUAUUUCUUCUGGUACAUCCUCAUUGGAUGGGGGACGCCCACAAUUUGCGUCGUCAUCUGGACUGUGCUUCGUGUGCAUUUUGAUGAUUCAGGCUGCUGGGACACCAAUGAACACCGGGCCCUGUGGUGGGUUAUCAAAGGACCAGUCAUUGCCUCGAUCAUGGUCAACUUCAUCCUCUUCAUCGGAAUCAUUUUUAUCCUCGUUCAGAAGCUUCAGUCACCUGACAUGGGGGGCAAUGAGUACAGCAUCUACUUAGAUACAGCGUGGAACAGGCUCGUCCUACCCAACGAGCCACGCCACCCAGCAACCCAUCGAUUUAACCCUAGCCUAUUCACAGGGUAAUUCAUAAUGACCAAUUCACCUACUAACCAGUAUGUCUUUGGAUGGUGGGAGGAGAACACGCGUUCACGGGGAGAAUGUACACCCUCUCUACAGAUGUUAUUUAUACAGUGCGGAACAGACCCUCCUGGCCCUUCGAGCCACACCACCCACCAGUCCCCGAGUUAACCCCGGCCUAAUCACGGGACAAUUCACAAUGACCAAUUACCCUACCAACCAGUACGUCUUUGGACCGUGGGAGGA
Molecule: messenger RNA, 1442 nt
Organism: Hypanus sabinus (Atlantic stingray)
Lineage: Eukaryota; Metazoa; Chordata; Chondrichthyes; Myliobatiformes; Dasyatidae
Product: pituitary adenylate cyclase-activating polypeptide type I receptor-like
Exons: 11
Coding region: 153-1202 (349 amino acids)
Biological process (GO): adenylate cyclase-modulating G protein-coupled receptor signaling pathway; cell surface receptor signaling pathway
Cellular component (GO): neuron projection; plasma membrane
Molecular function (GO): peptide hormone binding; G protein-coupled peptide receptor activity; vasoactive intestinal polypeptide receptor activity
Source: RefSeq, a predicted model, not a curated record